AUGGCCGUGGAGGAAAGAUUAAGGGGUAUCAAACCCUUACAAGGAGAACUGGACACUCUGCCUUCUGUUCAGGAACUUCGGCCAGUUGAUUCGUUUGAAGAAGCAUACGUCGCCGAGAUCGACAUAAAGUCGUCAAAUGUAGUUGUCAAACUACUUGAUACCCAUUACCCGAGAAACCCUGAAGUCAGCCGGUCCCAUCUGCGCAGGCUACUACGGCCAGAAAACCUCCCGGAACCAUUGAGACAGGAACUUGAAGAGGCCCAAGGACCAAAGCCCACUGCUUCAAUCCAUGUGCUCAUCCCACCACCUUUGCCGGAAACAUCAGAGCUGCAAGCCCUACUGGCACCGUAUACCCCGAGAAUAUCACCGCCCAGUCACAGUGGAUCCGACACCACCACCACCACGACAGAACAACCGUCACCAGAAAAACUACCUACAGUCCGGAUCCAAAAAACACUCAUCUCCACCAAACCACCUACAACGCCCGCCGAAGCACUCGAAUGGUCCUGCACAAAAUGGUCCACGAUAUAUAACCCUGCAGCACGAGUUGCAGCCCACGCACCACCACAAGUCCAGCUUGUGCGAGCCAAAGCUUCAAUAUAUCCCCGAGCAGGCUACUUCUUAGCCUUGGCAAAGGAGGUAGCGAAUGAGACCUUACAAUCCGGUCGAGGCCGUGGUGUAGGCGUGGUUAUCGUCGACCCCGAACUCACAGUCGGGAAGCCAGAUGACACAAACGACCUAUUGAAUGCCGUAGUUGCAGUUUCAGGGGAUACGAGGUGGUGGAAAGCUUCGCUAGGACAUGAGCACGAGAACGAGCACGAGCGCAAACAACAACAACAUCAGGAAAAGGAAUAUUCCAUUGACGAUGAGGCUGGGCCCGAAAGCCAUGCGGUUAUGCGGGGCAUAUCAAUGGUGUCGAGAAAACGAAUAGCGCUGAACAAGCCUGUCACCGAUGAAGUGGAAGAAGAAGUAUCUGCUCCCUCGGAAGUAGAAUCGGCCCCAUUAUCGUCGACCUCGCUUGAAUCGCAUUUCUUUCAAUUGCCUAAUCUACUCAAGUCCUCGAAGGGUGGGUAUCUGUGCACAGGUCUAGAUUUGUACAUUACGCAUGAGCCAUGUAUAUGCUGCUCGAUGGGGAUGCUGCUUUCGCGUUUCCGAAGCAUCACCGUUUUGAAUUCUGGUAUGCGAAGGUCCGCGGAGAGCAAUGCGCUGGACGCUGUGAAUGGGUACGGACUGCACUGGAGAGAAGAGCUUAAUUGGAGAGCCAUUGGGUUCGAGUUUUUCGAAUCAGGAGGUGGGGAAGGCAAGGCUGAAAGGGAAGAGUUUAACGCUUGA
Molecule: messenger RNA, 1332 nt
Organism: Trichophyton verrucosum HKI 0517
Lineage: Eukaryota; Fungi; Ascomycota; Eurotiomycetes; Onygenales; Arthrodermataceae
Product: tRNA-specific adenosine-34 deaminase subunit Tad3, putative
Exons: 2
Coding region: 1-1332 (443 amino acids)
Molecular function (GO): catalytic activity
Source: RefSeq, a predicted model, not a curated record